AUGUUCGAUCCAUUUCUAGCGCAACACAUCAACCGUAAUGCAAAUAAGGGAAAGGGUCACACAUCCUAUCUCUCAAAGACCAUUUGCGAGGAAUUCAUCCAGCUGAUGGCAACUCGAGUUCGCGAGCAGAUUUUUACAGAAGUUAAAGCUGCAAAGUAUUUCUCCGUCUGUGUAGACUCUACCCCAGAUAUUUCCCACGUUGAUCAACUGACAUGCAUUCUUCGAUACGUUUUACCCUCUGGUCCUGUCGAACGAUUUGUAUCUUUCCUUAACAUACGUGGACAUAGCGGAAAAUUGCUAGCUGAAAGGCUACUAGAUUAUUUGAAAACCAAUAAUAUAAAUAUUUCGGAUUGCCGCGGCCAGUCAUAUGACAAUGCAAGCAAUAUGAGUGGGAAAUAUAAUGGUAUGCAGGCCAUUAUUCAGCAACAUUGUAGCCUAGCACAGUACAUACCCUGCGUUGCACAUUCCCUUAAUCUUGUUGGACAAUCAUCUGCCAGUUGUUGUCAAGAAGCAUCAAGAUUCUUCAACUUCCUCCAACGAUUGUACUCUUUCUUUGCUGCUUCAACGCAUCGUUGGAAAGUUUUAACCGACCAACUUUCAAGCAAGAGACUUCCAACGGUUAAACGUAUGUCUGAUACUCGAUGGUCAGCACGUGCAGAUGCUACAAAAGCUCUAGUAAUAGGAUACGAGGAAAUUAAUGCUGCUUUAGACGAGAUCCAUGAUGAUCAAGAUGAGAAGCCUGAAGCAAAAAUGAAGCCAAUAAGAACAAGUCAGAUCCUGCAAUUAGCUGAUCAAGAUCUCAACACUGCUGUUGCAUUAUAUGAAUCGCUGAUUGAGUUUGUCCUUUCGCUGCGAACCAGAUUUGAAGAAUUUGAAGCCAAAGGAAAGGAGCUCAGUGAAUGUGAUCAAUAUAAAGAAGAGAUCAAGCGCGUGCGUAAACGAAAUCGUCGUAACGACGAGCCAGGAUCAGCACCUGAUUUGUUGCAGAUUCCAGCCGACAAGUUUCGCACAGGUACUUUCCUUGUAAUAAUCGAUAGUCUGGAUGCUGAGUUGCGAAAACGACUGAGUGCUUACAUCAACAUUGCUGAAAAGUUUGGCUUUCUGCGAAAGCUUACAGAUCUGCCAGCUGAAGACGUGUUGGAAAACGCACAAAGAUUGCAAAAAGCAUUUUCCACUGACCUCGAAGUCAAUUUGGGUGAUGAAUUGCUCCAGUUUUCUAGCUUUCUCAACACAGAAUUCGGGAAAAGAGCAUUAGAUGCGAGUCAUGCAGCUGCACCUCAUUAUUCUUCAGCUCGAAUUGGAUCUUCUGCUCAGCCUAGUGAAGACCAUGACAUCGAUGUAACAUCCGAUGAUGAUGACGACAUCAAAGUGAACGUAGACUCCUAG
This is a messenger RNA of Xenia sp. Carnegie-2017, 1386 nucleotides long. RefSeq lists its product as uncharacterized. The transcript has 2 exons. NCBI's taxonomy places the organism in Eukaryota, Metazoa, Cnidaria, Anthozoa, Malacalcyonacea, Xeniidae. The record is from RefSeq and is a predicted model, not a curated record. Bases 1 to 1386 code for a protein of 461 amino acids.